AUGGCUAAACGUAUCGCAGACUCUCAAAUGACGCGAGAAGCGCUAGACACAGCUGACAGUGACGACGAAAAACCAGUUUUUUCUUCCCAAGAGGGCUUCAAAAGAGCGUCCAGUGAUGUGCUCAGUAAACGCAAGAUAGCGCAGCCCAGAAAACGGAAACAGCUGGCUUUCGGUAGCGGAAAUGGGGCUGCCAACCAGGAGUCAUCUAUGGCCAAUGCUUUCUCGUUUGGGAAAUCAUCUUCCCCUUCCACAACGCCCAAUGCUUUCUCGAAUGCCACUUCUCAGCAGAAUGUCAAAGACGUGGGUUCCGCGGCCAGCGAAAUACCCGCGAAACGUAAUGCUUUGAAUUUACAGUUCAAGUCCAAACUUUCCGAAUACAUCUCGAAAGAUCCCUGCGCUGAUCUUUCAAGUGUCUGUGACCAAUACAAACGCUUCUUCCAGGACAUUGCAGCGCCAACCAGUGCCGCUACUGCCUCAGCUCCAGCUCCAGCUCCAGCUCCAGUUCCAAAACCUGCUACUAGGCCAGCAACCGCUAAACAGCCAGUGGUAUCAGAAUCGGAUUCUGAGUCUGAUGCUGAAAUCAAAGUCCAGGGUCCUACGUUCACAUUGACGGACACACACACAACGGCUAAAAAUCCAGUUUUCAGCUUCGGUCCCAGAAAGACUUCAAAACCUGACCCGAGCGAUUCUGAGAGUGAAGUUGAGAUUAAAGGCCCAUCUUUCUCUUUCAAGCCCUCUUCUUCCUCCACCACAGUCAGUUCUGUUUUCAAAAUUGACUCUAAGGCCUCUCGGAGUCCAGCUCAAACCAAUGAUACGAGCAAAUCUCUCGAUAACGAAACUUCCAAGCCUAGCAUCUCCACUGAAACCAAAACGGCAGCUGCUCCUGAGUCUGCUAAGUCCAGUUUUGCAAACGCUACAUUUGCACUGAACAACUCUACCUCUGAAGAGGCACCGAGACCUUCGUUCGGGUUUGCCCAGCCGUCCAAGAAUCUAAACAACUCUAACGAAACGCCCGAAAACGAGAAACCGUCGUUUUCUUUUGGGCUAAAUGGUGCUGCUAAGCCAACUGACAGCAAUGGGGGCGAAUCCAAGCCAUCCUUUUCAUUCGGGCAAUCAAAUCCUAGUCCAGAAGGUCCAGCUGGAACAAAGAAGCCAGGAUUCACCUUCGGCUCUUCUGGCACCUCUUCUGCUACCGCUGAUGCCACUAAGAAGCCCAGCUUCACUUUUGGAGGCUCAACUACUUCCGCUGGCACAGAUGCAGGCACGGCAAGCGACACCAAAAAGCCCGCAUUCACUUUUGGCCUCUCUAACACUUCCAAAUCAAAAGAACCUUACACUGCUACGGCGGAAGGGUUGAGCUUGACGAGUAAAGAUUCAGAGGAGAGGAAGCACAAACCCUUCACUUUUGGAUCCACGUCUAAUACCAAUAAAACCGAGAAUUCAAAAGCUACACCUUCUUUCGUGUUUGGUCAAAAGUCCGAAACACAGCAUGACAAUAAUGAAGGGCCCAAACCAUCGUUCACGUUUGGCUCCGCGAACACAUCUGCGGCCCCGAGCUUCAGUUUUGGUAAACCCUCUGAAGCCAAAGAAGCUCCGACGAGCGGAUUCAAAUUCAGUCUACCAUUUUCGACAAAUGCGGCUUCUAGUGAGACUCAAGAACAAAACAAAAAGCCUGAACAAGAAAGCGCCGUUGCGGCAGAGGCUAAGCCUGAGGAAGAUUCAAAGAUUAUGGCUAUGACAAAUGGUGAAGAGGAAGAAAAGCUGUUAUUCUCAAAACGCGCUAAGCUCCUGCUGGUAAAUCCUGAUACAAAAGGUUAUGAAUCUAGAGGUACUGGGGAAUUGAAGGUUUUGCAGGACAAAGAAGACAAGACUAAAUGCAGAAUUCUAUGCAGAUCAGAUGGUAUGGGGCAUAUUCUUCUCAACACGAGUGUUGUGAAGGCAUUCCAGUAUACUCCAGCCGAUGCGGAUAGAGAGAACUUUGUCAAGUGCCCAGUGGUGAACAGUGAGGGAAAGCUUGAGAACUACGUUAUUCAAGUCAAGCAAAAAGCAGAUGGCCGCCAAUUGUGCAAAUCUAUUAAAGAAGCUCAAGACGGCAUGUAG
Lachancea meyersii CBS 8951 is the source of this 2100-nucleotide messenger RNA. The record is from the annotation of a GenBank genome assembly. NCBI's taxonomy places the organism in Eukaryota, Fungi, Ascomycota, Saccharomycetes, Saccharomycetales, Saccharomycetaceae.